AGGAAUGAAACAGGAUCCGUCUCCGCUGUGCGACCAUGUUUGGACCUGCUGAUGUGAAGCUGUGCGGCACCGCCCUCCUGCUGGUCCUGGGCGUGCUCGCCAACGCCUUCAACCUCGGCGUCAUGCUGGUGCAGCAGUGGAGGUCCGGAGGUGUGAAGACGCUGGUCGUCAUCAUCUGCUUCAUCUCUCUGGGUAACGUCCUGCUGCAGAUUUCCACUUUCAUCCUCGUGGCGUCAAUCUGGGCCGGCGUGCUCUGCGGCCCGGUCUUACCUUUCCUCUUCUGCGUGGUCGUGGUCGUUUGGCUCAGCAGCAGCUCGGUCAGCUUCUGGUCUGUCGCCUGGCUGAGCGUCUUCUACUGCGUGAGAGUUCUGAGCUUCUCCUCGGCUCUCUUCAGGGCUCUGAAGGAGAACGUCUCCACCGUCCUGAACGCCGCCCUGUGUGUGACCCUGCUGACCUCCUGCCUCAUGUUCACACCUUUCUUCUUCCUCCACUUCCAAAGCCAAACUCUGUUUUCAAACGUGACAGAAAAAGCUGCUUGUGUCCUCAGGAAGCCUCUGUUUCCUGCCUGGGUUGACGUAAACAUCUAUGUGGUCGUCUUCCUCUUCUACCUCACCCUGAUGCCGCUGACCGUCAUGCUCCCGACGUCACUGCGGCUCGUCGUCUUCCUCUGCCGACACACCGUGCAGAGGAGCAGCUCUCGCUCUGCAGAGUCCUACCUGCUUGUCUGCAGGCUGACCGUGGCUCUGGUCUGGGUUUACCUCGCCACGCUGCUCACCAUCUCGCUCUUCUACCUCCACGCCAUCUUUGCGUCAGGGCUGAGCGCUGACAUGCUCUUCCUCGGCUUGUCGUUUUACUGCGUGGCCUCCGCCAUCCUCCUCACCUGCUCCAACAAAAACCUGAGAGAGAAGCUCAGAGUCCUGAUGUGCAGGAGGAACAACGCAGACAUCCUGACUGAGAGCGCUGCGGAUAAGAGCGGAGGAACAGCCAAAGUUUGAGAUCAUUAUAACAACAGAUAUUCAGCUUCAUGUGCAUCUACUGUCACAUUCAGUUAGGAGAUCUUCUAACACUAAAAUCUUGUGAAUGUUAACGAUGAUAACUUGUGUUAGCUUGCUCACCGCCAUGUUGUUCAGUGUCAGGGUGAAAUUAUCUAUUGUAAUGUACUUUAUCAUCAAACAUGACAAGUCAAACAAAUCUUUCUAAACAGAUUUCUGCAUGUGAAUGAAUAUUAUAUAUACAGAGGCCGGCAAAGAUCUCUCAGAUUUCUUAGUUGUCCUCAUUUAAUGUUUAAAAAAGUGUUUUUCUUAUUUAAAGGAGCAGUAUGUAACUCUGACCCCUAGUGUUUAAAAUGGGUACUGCAGUCUAAAUUCUAAACCUCAUAGAGAGCUGUCUCCCCCCCCCCUCCUCUCUAGAGUCCAUGCUCACUCAGGUCACCAUGUGGUGGACUCUGAAGCUUCAGUGUUUAUCCAGCUCUGCAUGGGUCUGUAAACCUUUCUGUGUUCUAACCUCUCUCCAUUUUUCAAAAAGCAUCUCCAAUAUUGAUCCUAGUUUGAGCACGUUUCUGCUCGUGGAGCUUAUUAGAAACAUGCAGAGGCUUUUUAGGUCGGGUACAAUCACUUCUAUCUGAACCACUUCUCUCGCCCGCUUCCAUCGCUGCAACACCUGUUGACCUGAUAACUGCUCUCAUAUCUGACAAACUGAGGGGUGUCCAAAACGGCCAUGUGGGGGCGUGUCUUAAAAGCGCCUACCUUCUCUGGUCCAAACAAAUCCAGAGCAUUCAGGAGCAGAAUCUAAAGUUAGAAGGAGGACAUACUGGCUGCUGCAUUGUUGUCAGAGAAGCCAGCACU
Labrus mixtus (cuckoo wrasse) is the source of this 1844-nucleotide messenger RNA. Its product is annotated as taste receptor type 2 member 40. Bases 36 to 995 code for a protein of 319 amino acids. Gene Ontology annotation, cellular component: membrane. The record is from RefSeq and is a predicted model, not a curated record. Lineage: Eukaryota; Metazoa; Chordata; Actinopteri; Labriformes; Labridae. Gene Ontology annotation, biological process: sensory perception of taste; G protein-coupled receptor signaling pathway. Gene Ontology annotation, molecular function: G protein-coupled receptor activity. The transcript has a single exon.